Messenger RNA from Brassica rapa (field mustard), 991 nucleotides. Its product is annotated as ethylene-responsive transcription factor ERF073. Gene Ontology annotation, biological process: ethylene-activated signaling pathway; regulation of DNA-templated transcription. Gene Ontology annotation, molecular function: DNA-binding transcription factor activity; DNA binding. Lineage: Eukaryota; Viridiplantae; Streptophyta; Magnoliopsida; Brassicales; Brassicaceae. The record is from RefSeq and is a predicted model, not a curated record.
UUCGAGCCACUUUUAACUCACACCCUUAUUUAAAAGUCUUGAGCAAGAUGUGUGGAGGAGCAGUAAUUUCCGAUUACAUAGCGCCGAGAGCUGGCAAGCCUUCCUGGAGACGCGACGACGUCGUUGACCUGACACUCGACGACUUGGAGGGAGAUUCUCAGUAUUAUCCAUGGCUAGGUAUGAAAAGAGAAGAUGGGACGAGGAGGAAGAAGAAGACGAAUAAGAGUAGUAGUAGCGAGUACAGAGGAAUCAGGAGACGGCCAUGGGGAAGAUGGGCGGCUGAGAUUCGCGACCCGAUCAAAGGAGUUCGAGUUUGGCUAGGGACGUUCAACACUGCAGAAGAUGCUGCGAGAGCUUAUGACUUUGAAGCUAAGAGACUCCGUGGAGUUAAAGCUAAACUCAACUUCCCUAACGAGUCUCCUGCGUCAUCAUCUAGAAAGCGUAAAGCCUCUUCACCACCACCAACACAGCGGCCACAGGUUCGGAAGAUAGAAGAGAAGCGUGAGGAUGUUGAUGUUCUUGGUGGUGGAUGUUUUGAUUUCUUGUGGGAGGAGAAUAAUAAUGCGGACACGAGUCAGGUCGACACGCAAUGGCUUGAAGAUGUUAUUAUCAUGGGCGAUGAUGCGGAGAAGAGACAGAAAGGUUAUUAUGAUUGUGAAGGGAACGUUGAUGAGCUUCUGUCUUUUCAGAACGAGACGGAGUGUUUCUUACAGACGCCGUUUAUGGAGGGGGGAAACUGUGGUUUCUCGACGUCUCUGACUAGUCUCUUAGAUGAAGUCAAUGUCAUGGAUCUUUGGUCUUGAACGGUUUUUUUUAUUGUAUAUACGACACGAGUUGUAAAAAAAAAAAAACGACACGAGUGUUUGGUGUUCUGUUUUGUACAAAUGAGUUCUUGGUCUGUUUGUAUGUGCCUAGUUAGUGUCUUGACUCGUGAAUUUGUUUUGUUCUUGUCUCUUGUAAAUACUGAAAGAAAUGCCUUGUUUCCCGGCUU